ACUGCCAGGUGUGGGCUCUGGAGCCCCAAAGUCUGGUCCUAUUCCAUUUUUUAGCUUUGUGAUCGUGGGGCUACACUUCCUGCCUCAGUUUCCCAAUCUGCACAGUGAGGGCAAUACUAAUAUUUGCCUUCUGAGGCAUUUCAUGAGGAAUUAGGCUCUAAUGAAGGAAUCUGUGUAAUCGCUGAGAAGAGCUCCUAGGCCGAGGCAAGCGCUGGGUGCCAGCUAUGGUUAGGAGGACGGUGCCCUCGGGCACAGGGCCCUGUCUGCAGUCACGUGAUGGUUUCUUCUCUUAUGCCCAGUUCCGCCUGGUGGUGAAGACGGCCCUGAAGCUGCUGCUCGUCUUUGUGGAGUACUCGGAGUCCAACGCCCCUCUUCUCAUUCAGGCUGUCUCUGCCGUUGACACAAAAAGAGGUGUCACGCCCUGGUCAAAUGUCAUGGAAAUCCUGGAGGAAAAGGAUGGAGUUGACACGGAGCUGCUGGUUUAUGCGAUGACUUUAGUGAACAAGACAUUAUCGGGAUUGCCAGACCAAGACACCUUCUACGAUGUCGUGGACUGCCUGGAGGAGCUGGGCAUCGCUGCCGUGUCCCAGAGGCACUUGAGCAAGAAAGGGACUGACCUGGACUUGGUGGAGCAACUGAACAUUUACGAGGUGGCGCUCAGGCACGAGGAUGGCGAUGAGACAGCGGAGCCGCCCCCCAGCGGGUGCCGGGACCGGAGGAGGGCCAGCGUGUGUUCCAGCAGCGGGGGCGAGCACCGCGGUCUGGACCGCAGGCGGAGUCGCAGGCACUCGGUGCAGAGCGUCAAGAGUCCCCUGUCCGCUCCCACCAGUCCCUGCUCCCAGUCGGCUCCCAGCUUCAAGUUGGGCCAAGUGCAGAAUCUCCGUGAAAAGGAUGAGGAGGAGGAGGAGGAAGAGCAGGAAGAGGAGCAACCAGUCACGGAGCCCAAUUCAGAGGAAGAGAGAGAGGACGAUGCCCCCUGUCAGGGCAAGGACAGCGAGGCCAGCCCUGCCUCAGAGCAGAGCCCUCCUGGAAAGGACGCUGCUCCCGAGAGUCCUGCCCUCCCAGCUGUCUCCAACGCCACGUCGAAGGGAAAGCCGCUUCCAGCCGGCAGUGCAGGGGGGAACCCUCUGUGCAGGGGGUCUUCUGCGCCUGAAGCCACCCGGCCUGGCCUCCUGCUGCCCCCUGCCCCUGCCCGGGCUGGGAGGCCCUCCUCCACCACGCCUGCCUCCCUGAAGUCGUCACCGACCAUAGACAAGCUGCCCUACGUGCCCCACAGCCCCUUCCACCUCUUCUCCUAUGACUUUGAGGACUCUCCCUUAUCCAGCAAGGAAAAGGAAGCAGAGUCCCAGAAGGAAAACAGUUCUCCGGAUUCUGUCCCUGUGAGCACAUAUUCUGCCUCUGAGCCCUACAACUUCCGGUCUUUCUCUUCUAAUAGAUACAGCAACUUUGGCAACAGCUCUUACCACUCCUCAAGACCCCCAUCUGGAACCAGUGUGCCCACCACCCCCACGUCGUCUCUCCCACCCCCACCGGAGGCCAGGCUGGAAAGGUCAUCACUGAGUGGUCUUGUCACGUCAUCCUUUAGGCAGCACCAAGAGUCACUGGCUGCAGAGAGAGAGAGGCGGCGGCAGGAGAGAGAAGAAAGGUUGCAGAGAAUAGAACGGGAAGAAAGAAACAAAUUCAGCCGAGAAUAUUUAGACAAAAGAGAGGAGCAAAGACAAGCAAGAGAAGAAAGAUACAAAUACUUGGAACAGUUGGCAGCUGAGGCGCACGAGAAGGAGCAGAGAAGCCGGGGCAGAGCCGACCUCUCCUUGGACCUGACCUCACCGGCAGCUCCCGCCUCCCCCGCCCCUCGGAGCCACAGCCCUUCAUCUUUAGACUCACAAGAGGCUCUUACGGUAUCAUCCUCCUCCCCAGGACCACCUCAGCAUCCCCCAGCCAGUGCCGGGCAUCCUGAGGCUGAACCAGAGGCAGAACCAGGACCGGAGGCAGAGGCGGGGCAGGUUGCCGAUGAAGCCAGCCAGGACAUAGCUGGUGCCCACGGGGGCGUGGAGAGCGAGGUGGAGCAGGCGUUGGAGCCGGAAGAAAGAGCCUCCCUCAGUGAAAAAGAGAGGCAGAACGAGGGGGUGAACGAGCGCGACAACUGCUCCGCCUCCAGCAUCUCGUCCUCCAGCAGCACGUUGGAGAGGGAGGAGAAGGAGGACAAGCUCUCCGGGGACAGGGCGACUGGUUUGUGGUCCGCGGGGGUCCAGGAUGCGGGUGUAAAUGGACAGUGUGGCGACAUCCUCACCAGCAAACGGUUCAUGCUGGACAUGCUGUAUGCCCAUAACAGAAAGUCCCCAGGGGACGGCGAGGCCACAAGGACCCAGCAGGAGGCAGAGGCGGUCACCAGCCUCGCCACCAGGGUUUCCACCCUGCAGGCCAACUCGCAGGCCCAGGAUGAGAGCAUCAGAAGGGUGGACGUUGGCUGUUUGGACAAUCGGGGCAGCGUGAAAGCAUUUGCGGAGAAAUUCAACAGUGGGGACCUGGGGAGAGGGUCCAUCUCCCCUGAUGCUGAGCCCAAUGACAAGGUCUCGGAGACAGCACCGGCACAGCUAAAGACAGAGGCUGAUUACAUCUGGGACCAGCUCAUGGCCAACCCGAGGGAACUCAGAAUCCAAGACAUGGAUUUCACCGACCUGGGAGAGGAGGACGACAUCGAUGUCCUGGACGUGGACCUGGGUCACAGGGAGGCCCCCGGGCCACCUCCCCCACCCCCACCCACCUUCCUGGGUCUGCCGCCCCCACCCCCUCCCCCCCUGUUGGACAGCGUGCCUCCCCCUCCCAUCCCCGGUAAUUUAUUGGCCCCUCCUCCUCCAGUGUUCAACGCUCCUCAGGGCUUAGGGUGGUCCCAGGUACCCAGGGGUCAGCCCACGUUCACCAAGAAAAAGAAGACCAUCCGUCUGUUCUGGAAUGAAGUCCGGCCUUUUGAGUGGCCGUGUAAAAACAACCGACGCUGCAGAGAAUUCCUGUGGUCAAAACUGGAACCCAUUAAGGUGGACACUUCCAGACUGGAGCACCUGUUUGAGUCUAAAUCCAAGGAACUGUCUGUCACAAAGAAAACUGCAGCAGACGGAAAAAGGCAAGAGAUCAUUGUUCUGGACUCCAAGAGGAGCAAUGCCAUCAAUAUCGGUCUGACCGUGCUGCCCCCUCCGAGGACGAUUAAGAUCGCCAUUCUGAAUUUCGAUGAAUACGCCUUAAACAAAGAAGGAAUUGAGAAAAUUCUGACCAUGAUUCCCACCGAGGAGGAGAAGCAGAAAAUCCAGGAAGCGCAGCUGGCCAACCCCGAAGUGCCCCUGGGCAGCGCCGAGCAGUUCCUCCUCACGCUGUCCUCCAUCAGCGAGCUCUCUGCUCGGCUCCACCUCUGGGCGUUCAAAAUGGAUUACGAAACCACAGAGAAGGAAGUGGCAGAACCACUUUUGGACCUGAAGGAAGGAAUAGACCAGUUGGAGAACAAUAAAACCUUGGGCUUUAUCCUGUCCACCCUCUUAGCCAUUGGGAACUUUCUAAAUGGAACGAAUGCCAAAGCGUUUGAGUUAAGCUACCUCGAGAAGGUUCCAGAAGUCAAAGACACAGUGCACAAGCAGUCGCUUCUCCACCACGUGUGCACCAUGGUGGUGGAAAACUUCCCAGACAGCUCCGAUCUGUACUCGGAGAUUGGGGCCAUCACCAGGUCGGCCAAGGUUGACUUUGAUCAACUUCAGGAUAAUUUAUGUCAGAUGGAGAGAAGAUGCAAAGCUUCGUGGGAUCACCUCAAGGCAAUUGCAAAACAUGAAAUGAAACCCGUUUUAAAACAACGGAUGUCAGAGUUCCUAAAAGACUGUGCAGAGCGAAUUAUAAUUUUAAAGAUUGUCCAUAGAAGAAUAAUUAACAGGUUCCACUCCUUUUUGCUCUUCAUGGGCCAUCCACCUUACGCGAUUCGGGAAGUGAACAUAAACAAGUUCUGCAGGAUCAUUAGUGAAUUUGCACUAGAGUAUCGCACCACCAGGGAAAGGGUUUUGCAGCAAAAGCAGAAACGGGCCAACCACAGAGAGAGAAAUAAGACCAGAGGGAAGAUGAUCACUGAUACUGAUGACGAGGAUGAAGUUGAGUCCGGCAAGUUCUCUGGCAGCUCUCCGGCGCCACCGAGCCAGCCGCAGGGUCUGAGCUACGCUGAGGAUGCGGCAGAGCAUGAGAACAUGAAGGCUGUGCUGAAAACCUCUUCCCCUUCCGUGGAGGACGCCACGCCCGUGCUGGGCAUCCGCACUCGCAGCAGAGCGAGCCGAGGAUCCACUGGUUCCUGGACUAUGGGAACCGAUGACUCACCUAACGUCACCGACGAUGCAGCCGAUGAGAUCAUGGACCGCAUCGUCAAGUCGGCCACCCAAGUGCCCAGUCAGCGAGUGGUGCCGAGGGAGAGGAAGCGAUCCCGGGCCAACCGGAAAUCUCUGCGAAGGACCCUGAAGAGCGGCCUGACUCCAGAAGAAGCCAGAGCCCUGGGCUUGGUCGGCACAUCGGAGUUGCAGCUCUGACACUUGUGGGGCACCCCAAGAAAUGUGCUGAGCAGAGGGCAAGCUCUUGCUGGACAGAACUCCUCCCGUGGGAGUGAGGGAGACCUGACUGUAACAUGUGAUGCUUCAGAAAGGGAGUGCUCGAUUGUAGGUGUCACCACAUGGCUUGUGGUGCCCGCUACGCAUUGACUUGGAUCCCCAGGAGUGUCCUGCACAUAAUUUCUCCAUCGUGUCAGCUGUGUUCCUCUUGAUUCCUUGAUACCUGGUUUAUUUGUUCCAAAGUGUGACACCUUUUCUGGGCAAGGAACAGCCCCUCCAAGGAGCAAAUCACUUCUGUCACAGUUAUUAUGGUAAUAUGAGGCAAUUUGAUUAGAUUCACAGACUGGUUCUCCACAACACCAAAAUAUCUGGAUGUAAACUCCAAACUUGUACACAAAAGAAAGCACAGAUUGUUUACCAGUUGUGGAUUUUAGAUGUACUAAAUGUUUAUACAAAUACGUAAAUGUACACCAUGUUUCAAAUACUAAAUAAAUAGAGUUUAAUGCCAUAA
Molecule: messenger RNA, 5079 nt
Organism: Microcebus murinus (gray mouse lemur)
Lineage: Eukaryota; Metazoa; Chordata; Mammalia; Primates; Cheirogaleidae
Source: RefSeq, a predicted model, not a curated record